Euleptes europaea (tarantolino) is the source of this 4406-nucleotide messenger RNA. RefSeq names its product UPF2 regulator of nonsense mediated mRNA decay (gene UPF2). Gene Ontology annotation, molecular function: protein binding; RNA binding. Gene Ontology annotation, biological process: nuclear-transcribed mRNA catabolic process, nonsense-mediated decay. The transcript is spliced from 23 exons. Gene Ontology annotation, cellular component: exon-exon junction complex; cytoplasm. Bases 116 to 3994 code for a protein of 1292 amino acids. The record is from RefSeq and is a predicted model, not a curated record. NCBI's taxonomy places the organism in Eukaryota, Metazoa, Chordata, Lepidosauria, Squamata, Sphaerodactylidae.
GGGGUCCUCGUCCUGAAGAGAGUUGAGGCGAAGGGGGGGGGCAAGAAGAAGCUGGCGGAGCCGCAGGAGCUGGGAUCGAUGUGGAUGGCAGGCCGAGAUCUGCCUGGGUAACAUAAUGCCAGCUGAGCGCAAGAAGUCGGCAAGCAUGGAAGAAAAAGAAACAUCAUUAAGUAACAAAGAUAAGGAGUUCAGUGACAGGCGGACAGUAAAUAGCAGAGAUAAACCCAAAGAGGAUGUUAGGCUUGGCAUGAAGAGAGAGACAUUAAAACCGCCUGACGAUAAAAAGAAAAAGCUGGAAGAGGAGAAGCGGAAAAAAGAAGACAAGGAGCGAAAGAAGAAAGAUGAGGAAAAAAUAAAAUCUGAAGAAGAGCAGAAGAGAAAAGAGGAGGAGGAAAAGCAGAAGCUUGAAGAGGAAGAGAAAAAGAAACAAGAGGAGGAGGUAAAGCGGCAACAAGAAGAGGCAGCUGCUCAGCUGAAAGAGAAAGAAGAGGCGCAUCAGCUCCACCAAGAGGCAUGGGAGCGCCACCAAGCAAGAAAGGAACUCCGAAGCAAAAACCAGAAUGCAUCAGACAACCGCCCUGAAGAAAACUUCUUUAGUAGGCUGGAUUCAAGCCUCAAGAAGAACACUGCCUUUGUUAAGAAGUUAAAAACUAUCACGGAGCAGCAGAGAGACUCCUUGUCCCAUGAUUUCAGUGGUCUCAAUUUAAGCAAGUACAUUGCAGAAGCUGUAGCUUCUAUAGUGGAAGCAAAAUUGAAAAUCUCAGAUGUAAACUGUGCUGUGCAUCUUUGUUCUCUGUUUCAUCAGCGUUAUGCUGACUUUGCCCCAUCACUUCUUCAAGUCUGGAAAAAGCAUUUUGAAGCAAGGAAAGAAGAGAAAACACCCAACAUCACUAAACUAAGAACGGACUUGCGGUUCAUUGCAGAACUGACAAUAGUUGGGAUUUUCACUGACAAGGAAGGCUUGUCUUUAAUCUAUGAACAAUUAAAAAACAUUAUUAAUGCUGAUCGGGAAUCUCACACGCAUGUUUCGGUGGUCAUUAGCUUUUGCCGGCACUGCGGAGAUGACAUUGCUGGUUUGGUACCAAGGAAAGUAAAAAGUGCAGCAGAUAAAUUUAACUUGAGUUUCCCUCCUAGUGAAAUUAUUAGCCCAGAAAAACAACAGCCUUUCCAAAAUCUGCUGAAAGAGUACUUUACAUCUUUGACCAAACAUCUGAAAAGGGACCACAGGGAACUACAAAAUAUUGAAAGACAGAACAGGCGUAUUCUGCACUCUAAAGGGGAGCUGAGUGAAGACCGACACAAGCAGUAUGAAGAGUUUGCCCUGUCGUAUCAGAAGUUGUUGGCAAACUCUCAGUCUUUAGCUGAUCUCCUGGAUGAAAAUAUGCCUGAUCUUCCACAGGAUAAGCCUGUACCGGAAGAACACGGGCCUGGUAUUGACAUUUUUACUCCUGGCAAACCUGGUGAAUAUGACUUAGAGGGGGGCAUCUGGGAAGAUGAAGAUGCUCGAAAUUUCUAUGAGAAUCUUAUUGAUUUAAAAGCAUUUGUACCAGCUAUCCUGUUCAAGGAUAAUGAAAGAUGUUCACAGAAUAAGGACUCCAGUAAAGAUGACUCUAGAGAGUUGAAAGAAGUUAAAGAUAACAAAGACGUGUCUGCUAGUGAAGAUUUGGAGCUGGAGCUGGAGAAUCUGGAUAUUAAUGAUGAUCCCCUUGAGUUAGAGUGUGGGGAUGAAGCAGAAGAUCUUGCAAAGAAGCUUCUUGAUGAGCAAGGCAAGAAACAGGGAGCAGAUAGCACCGGAGCUGACAGUAGUGACGGAAAGCAAGCUGCAAGAAAGCAAGAAGAUGAAGAGGCCAGUACUGGGUCACACCUGAAGCUCAUUGUAGAUGCUUUCCUUCAGCAACUCCCAAACUGUGUAAAUAGAGACUUAAUAGACAAGGCAGCAAUGGACUUCUGCAUGAAUAUGAACACAAAAGCCAACAGGAGAAAGUUGGUUCGGGCUCUCUUCAUUGUUCCACGACAAAGGCUGGAUUUGCUACCCUUUUAUGCAAGGCUAGUGGCCACGCUGCAUCCCUGUAUGUCUGACGUAGCAGAGGAUCUCUGUUCCAUGCUGAAAGGCGACUUCAGAUUUCAUGUGAGAAAGAAGGACCAGAUCAACAUUGAAACAAAGAACAAAACUGUACGAUUCAUUGGCGAGCUUACGAAGUUCAAAAUGUUUUCCAAAAGUGAUACUCUGCAUUGCUUAAAGAUGCUGCUGUCUGACUUCUCUCAUCACCAUAUUGAAAUGGCAUGCACUCUGAUGGAGACCAGUGGGAGAUUCCUAUUUAGAUCUCCAGAAUCCCAUUUAAGAACCAGUGUCCUUUUGGAACAAAUGAUGAGAAAGAAGCAAGCAAUGCAUCUUGAUGCACGCUACGUCACGAUGGUGGAAAAUGCCUAUUACUACUGUAACCCUCCUCCGGCUGAGAAGACAGUGAAAAAGAAACGGCCUCCUCUCCAGGAGUACAUUCGGAAAUUGCUUUACAAGGAUCUCUCCAAAGUCACUACUGAGAAGGUCCUGCGACAGAUGCGCAAAUUGCCCUGGCAUGACCCUGAAGUGAAAGACUAUGUUAUAUGUUGUAUGAUAAACAUCUGGAAUGUGAAAUAUAAUAGCAUUCACUGUGUAGCCAACCUUUUAGCAGGGCUGGUUCUUUACCAAGAGGACGUUGGCAUUCAUGUCGUGGAUGGUGUCCUGGAGGAUAUUCGGCUAGGAAUGGAGGUUAAUCAGCCAAAAUUUAACCAACGGAGGAUCAGCAGUGCAAAGUUUCUGGGUGAGCUGUACAACUACAGGAUGGUGGAGUCGGCAGUAAUAUUUCGAACUCUGUACUCAUUCACAUCAUUUGGUGUGAACCCUGAUGGAACUCCUAGCCCACUUGAUCCUCCAGAACAUCUUUUCCGAAUUAGACUGGUCUGUACCAUCCUUGACACUUGUGGACAAUACUUUGACAGGGGAUCUAGCAAACGGAAACUGGAUUGCUUUUUGGUCUACUUUCAGAGGUAUGUUUGGUGGAAGAAAAGCCUAGACGUUUGGACAAAAGACCACCCGUUUCCUAUUGACAUUGACUAUAUGAUCAGUGAUACUCUAGAACUGCUGAGACCAAAGAUGAAACUCUGCAACUCGCUGGAAGAAUCUGUUAGACAGGUACAAGACCUGGAAAGGGAAUUCCUAAUCAAACUAGGCCUUGUGAAUGACAAGGACUCUAAAGGUUCAAUGGCAGAAGGAGAGAACCUGGAGGAGGAUGAGGAAGAGGAAGAAGGUGGAGUAGAGAUAGAAGAACAAUCUGGAAAUGAAAGUGAAAUAAAUGACCCAGAGGAGGAGGAGGGCUCUGAAAAUGAGGAUGAAGAGGGGGAAGAAGAAGAAGAAGAGAAUACAGAUUACCUCACAGAUUCGAAUAAGGAAAAUGAAACUGAUGAAGAGAAUACUGAAGUAAUGAUCAAAGGAGGUGGACUGAAACGUGUGCCCUGUGCUGAAGAUGAAGACUUCAUUCAAGCACUGGACAAAAUGAUGCUGGAAAAUUUGCAGCAAAGGAGUGGUGAGUCUGUGAAAGUACAUCAGCUAGAUGUGGCGAUUCCCCUGCAUCUCAAGAGCCAGCUAAAGAAAGGUCCGCCACUGAGUGGUGGGGAAGGAGAAUCGGAGUCUGGUGACACAAUGCCUUUUGUCAUGUUAACUCGAAAAGGCAAUAAGCAACAGUUCAAGAUCCUCAAUGUGCCGAUGUCUUCCCAACUGGCUGCAAACCACUGGAACCAGCAACAGGCCGAGCAAGAAGAGAGGAUGAGAAUGAAGAAGCUGACACUGGACAUCAAUGAACGGCAGGAGCAAGAGGACUACCAGGAAAUGAUGCAGUCCCUCGCCCAGCGGCCAGCUCAAGCGAAUACCAACCGGGAACGGCGGCCCCGGUAUCAGCAUCCCAAGGGAGCACCUAAUGCUGAUCUAAUCUUUAAAACUGGUGGGAGGAGACGUUGAUCCAGCAGCAAGCGUCAUUUCAUUAGGUCCUGUAUCUCCAAUGUUGUGGAUUAGUGGAGUCCUCCAGCAAUUAAAUGAGAGCAGUGGACACAUCUGAGCACAUCAGUCUAGAGAGUUCAGAAUCGAAAACCUGGGACAGGCUGGGGCCAUAGAGCAGAUGCCACCAGCCUCUACUAAAAACAGAAAUAGCGGAAGCUUCCAGUCAUGGCCUACCAAAAAAAUGCAUUUUGUUAUGGCACCAUGUGAGGGUUAAUCUUCUCAUGAGAAUGGAAGUAAUAAAUGAGAUGGUUAACUUUACCAAGUGAGCAGUUCAGUUACAACAAAAAGCAAUGGAUUACAGCAGAGCAGAGACGGUUUUGAUGGUUUAAGUGUGGGGGGAAAUCAAACCUGAUAAAAGAGUAGCAUUUCCUCG